GAAUGUAAAGCUCAAGCUUGACUAUAUCAAUGAGAAGAACGGGCGCAUCAUGAUGAAUAUCACCAUGCCGUUAUAAAUACCUUCUCUCAUGCUAGACGCCCACUGGAAUCAUCAUCCACCUAACGAAACCCGCUUACCAUCGCUUAGAAGCCAAAACCAUAGAAAACCAUGUCGUCACUCAAAGUAAGGGAAGCCGAAGCCGAUUUCAAUGUUCCUGGUGCGGGCAAGCCCUGCAAGACUUGGUACAAGGUGUAUGGUACUCUCCCCCACCCACACAACCCACCUCUUGUAGUACUUCACGGGGGUCCCGGUUCAACCCACGAAUACCUCGACAUCCUCUCCGAGCUUACACGUCUCUUCGACGUACCCGUUAUACUUUAUGAUCAAAUCGGCAAUGGACGCUCCACGCAUCUUCCAGAGAAGAACGGAAACGUAGACUUCUGGACUGUGCAGCUCUUCGUCGACGAGCUGCACAACCUCCUGAACCACUUAAACAUCCAUGACAACUAUAACGUACUUGGGCAGAGCUGGGGAGGGAUGCUGGCAUCAGAGUUUGCAACGCGCCAACCAAAAGGCCUCAGGAAACUGGUGAUUGCUGACUCGCCAGCGAGUAUGGCGCUGUUUGUCAAGGUCGCAAACGAGUUGAGGAAGGGGUUGCCGCAGGAAGUCCAGGAUGCGUUGAAUAAGCACGAGGCAGCGGAUACAACAACGGAUCCAGAGUAUAUUGCUGCAAUGAAUGAAUUUUACAAGCGGCAUUCGUGUAGGCUCGAUCCAGUGCCUCAGUCCCUGGUGGACGGGCUUGUAUGGAUGGAAAAGGAUCCGACUGUACACUCAACCAUGAAUGGACCGAAUGAAUUUAACAUCACUGGCUAUCUGAAGACGUGGAACGUGAUUGACCGGCUGCACAAUAUUCAGGCGACGACAUUGCUCAUCAACGGGAGGUACGAUAUAACCCACGACAUAGUUGUGGAGCCCUUCUUUCAGCAUAUCCCGAAAGUCCGAUGGGUGCAAUUUGCGGACUCAGCGCAUGUCCCGCAUCUGGAAGAGACGGAAAGGUUUAUGCAGGUGGUGUGGGCCUUCUUGCGUGGCUGAAGCGACUGGGAGUGUAGAGGCAGCAGAAAAGAAAUGGUGACGGGGUGCACAGUCAGGGUGUAUGAUACAAGUCAUAAGUGCAAGGUGUAAUAUCGAUAGAUUGACACUGCAAGGCCUCCAACCGCAAAUUGAUUACAUCAGUUCAGCAUUGAUCUAUUGAGCGCUCACCUUUCCCACUCAACAGACAAAUUUUUCACAUGACACGCCUACAUCGCCUAGCAGUUUGCCGAGUCCUGUGAACA
Molecule: messenger RNA, 1334 nt
Organism: Suillus plorans
Lineage: Eukaryota; Fungi; Basidiomycota; Agaricomycetes; Boletales; Suillaceae
Product: Alpha/Beta hydrolase protein
Exons: 2
Coding region: 169-1092 (307 amino acids)
Biological process (GO): proteolysis
Molecular function (GO): peptidase activity
Source: RefSeq, a predicted model, not a curated record